This is a messenger RNA of Pocillopora verrucosa, 5345 nucleotides long. NCBI's taxonomy places the organism in Eukaryota, Metazoa, Cnidaria, Anthozoa, Scleractinia, Pocilloporidae. The record is from RefSeq and is a predicted model, not a curated record.
UAGCACGCUGGCUAAGCGAGCUUAUGGCACCUGUUUUGAAAUCUUCAGUGAUCUUUUCUGGCAGCUGAUUGUGCUGGUGAAACGUACAGUCAUGUUCGUCGACACAACAGAUUUCCUAAUUGAGUCGGCGAUGGCAGAAUGUGGCCGGAACGAAACUUAAGUUUAACUUCAGAAAAGACUCUACGGAAGCCAUAAAGUGAGCGAGGAAUGGUCGUAAAGCUAAACAAGAAACAGAAGCUACAAGGAGUCAGUUGAUGUUUGUGUUUGGAAAGAACAAACAUCAAAGUUUUUAUAACUUGCAAGUAAUCAGCUGAUAUCCGAGAAUAAUCACGGUUCCAAUGGAGACAGAGCAACUCAGAAGACUACGCCAGUUAAAGAGACGUUCUAAUAUUCCGCACUGGAGAUGGCUGGCGAGGACGCCUGUCAAAAUAUUAAAACAAUUAGUUAUGGAAAGAAGACCGGCAGAACUUCCACGAAUUGCCGCAGUUGCAUUUUUACUUAUCAACUUCGGGGUCAUAAUAUCAGAUAGUCUGGUCAUAGAUGACCCACAUUCCACAGUUAUCUGCAUCGCUGGAAAUACUUCGUACAAUGCGUCGUUUGCUAAGGACAUCGAAGCGGGAGUGUUCACCUCAUUGAAAGAAGUGGGAAGUGUAGAAAGCUGCGUGCGCAGAGCGUGCAACAGGCGGGCAGGUCACGUGGCUUUUCUUCUAGAAAAGACGUGCUUCAUGGUCCGUUGCUACGUACCACCAACAUCAUGUAGAAUUAAAACAACAAAACCUUCGACUCCUAGUAUCUUCACAAUUUCCAUCACUCCAUACACAUGGUUUGAUGCUGCUCCGGUUUUCAGCGACGAAUUACCAAGGGUGAUUGAGGUCACAGAAAACAAUCAGAGGGGUCAAAUUAUCCAGAACAUUCACGGCCAUGCAAAGAGCCGUCAAAAUCCGAAUGCUUCCAUAAAAUAUUCCAUUUUAACAGGGAACACUGGAAAUGCGUUCGAACUCAGACCCCAUCCUCUCGGUCAAAGCGCGUCCUUAGUGGCAAUCAGGAGACUAGACCGGGAAAAAAUCUCUUGGUACAACUUAACAAUCUUAGCAGUAAACAUCGACGAAAACAAAACAAGCACCAGAGUGCUUUCGAUCAAUGUAACAGAUAAAAACGACAAUGCACCUGUAUUUUCACAUACCAAUUACUCAGUGACAAUAUUAAGUAACCUUUCCUCUGGAUCUGAAGUCUUCAGAAUCAAUGCAACUGACGCCGACAUUGGAGAGAAUGCGCGCAUGCGCUUCUACUUGCUUAAUCACCAGUCUUUAUUUCGGAUAUUGCCAGAGAGUGGAACGAUUUUGCUGAACCAGAAAGUCAGAGUGGAUCGCGCGAACAGCUACACGCUUAUCGUGGCGGCGAGGAACGGAGCGCACAAGACAAUUACAACCGUAAAAGUGCAUGUUCUAGGUGUGAACGAAUACAGGCCUUUCUUUGAGAUUCCAGAGUAUAAAGUCAAAGUUUCGGAAGCUUUGAAAGCAGGAAACUCAGUUACAAAGGUUUUAGCGAGAGACUAUGAUUACGGGAAAAAUGGAGAGCUCAACUUUACAAUCAUUGCUGGGAACGUUUCUUACUUCAGUAUCGACAAGGAAGGUGUUGUCAAGACACGACAGUCGUUAUUAACUCGCGGAGGUCUAAAUGGUAGCUUAACAAUCAUUGUGAGCGACAAGGGGACGCCUCCAAAACGAUCAGUGGAUGUAGCAAAAGUAUAUAUCACGAUCGAGGAGAUAAAGAAACACAAAGUAAAGUUUGAUCUGGAGAGGUAUCACGUGACUAUAGCAGAGAACACGCCCAUCGGUGCUACGAUUCUUGCUGUUCGCGCCGUCUCGGGGGUGAAACGCGAGAAGCUCGAAGAGCAAAGACUGGACAGGAAGUCCAAACGUGUUGUUUACUCUAUUGGAAAUGCAGAUGGUAAUCGUUAUUUUAAGAUCGGUAAACACACAGGGCUAAUAACAACGCAGGUAGCCAUGGAUUACGAGAAAGUCAAAGAAUACAGAUUGGCAAUAUUUGCAAAGGACAUGGAGAGACGAGACGAAAGUGGCCGCUAUGAAUCUGACAAGUCCGACGUCGUCGUUCGUGUAUUGGAUGUCAAUGACAACGCACCUCGCUUUGUUCUUGACUCGUACCAAGAAGUCAUCAGCGAAAACGCCACGGUGGAUUCGGAAAUACUUCGAGUAACUGCGACGGAUGCCGACUCUGGAACAAAUGGCCAAAUACACUACAGGAUAGACCACGGAAACUCUAACGGCACGUUUGAACUAGACGAUAAUAAUGGCGUUUUAAAGCUACAACAGAGGCUAACAACCCAGGCGUCAGAUUUCUACAACUUGACUAUCUUUGCCAUGGAUCACGGAGUACCCUUUCUGAUCUCCAGGCCAACGUUCAUCUACUUGAAAGUUCGUCGCUCCAUUCACCCUCCAUGCACGAAAAAACUGGCAUUUCCAAAAGCUAUCUACUUGGCAGAUGUCAACGAAAGUAUUCCCAUAGGAUCAAAUAUUCUGCGUGUGACUGCUAAAAAUGGCAGAUGUAAUCCCGCAAGUAAAGUAAAUUACUUCCUGUCCGAGAUUCGCGACCCAGAAAUUGAUGACCACUUCAAGGUUUUUUCUCAAACAGGUGUUAUUAAACUACUGAAACCUCUAGACUUUGAAGAUCGGAAUAGGUAUACGUUUUACGUCGGAGCUACAGACUCCAGAACAGCAAACCCUGUCGACACCGUUCUCGUUCGAAUCUUGGUGAAAGACGAGAAUGACAACAGACCUGUGUUCUAUGAACAACGUUACAAAAAACUUCUAACAGAGACACCAGAGCCUAAGACUGUGGUCGCCCAGGUCGCAGCAUUCGAUAAGGACUCUGGGAAAAAUGCUGAGCUGGAAUACUUUAUAGUCAGCGGCAGUUACAGCUAUUUUCGUAUAGACCAAAAGAGUGGAGCUGUUUCGACGAGCGAAAGAAAAAAUUUAAAAUCGCAGAAUCUUCGUCUGUUUAACAUAACAGUGUCAGUGUCAGAUUACGGCAAACCUCCGCUGAAGGCCAAACGGCAGGCUCGACUCUCUGUACUGGUAUUCCUUCCACUCCGGUCCCCUCUCAUUUUAAUCGAAACAACGGACACGACCAUGACAAUUCGCUUUGACUUGAAGGACAUGGCACGAAGCAACAUCGCUAAAUACGGCAUCAUAGUUCAAGAAUAUGUCGACGACAACAGCGAGUAUGAUGAAAUCAGUGAAAGAGAACCACUCACGUGGUAUAAAGUGAGCCAAUCCGCAGAGGAAGACCAGGCAUUAAAUCGGUACAUUACCAAAGUGAUACCGUCCACACCGUCUAUCGAAAAAUCUAGACCGCUUGAGGUGGAAAUUGGCGUGGACAAAAAUUGUGAAAACAGACGGGGAGAUAAAGAUUUCUGUAACGGACCGUUAGGACCAGGCAAGAAAUACAGAUUUCAGUUGCGCGCCUACUUGAAGUCCACCGGACCUUUUGAGGACUGUAAAUAUAAGGACAGCGAUUUCUCAAACCCACACUUUACAGCAUUACCACAACCGAAGCCAGCGUAUCAAAAGGAAGUGAGAAAGAAUUACGAUGCGGUUGUAUACAGUGUCGGCACUGCUUUGGUGUUAGUCAUCAUUUUAGCCUUUCUGAGGGGUUUUUAUCGAUUAAAAUUGGAUAGAAAGAGGAUUCAUGAAGAAAAGAAGAAGCGUAUUUCAUUUCCAAUGAGUAAUCCACGGUUCCAGGAGCCAAACUCACCAGUUGAAAAGAUCAAAACCCCAGGACCCGCAAAGAAAAUGGUUGCUGUCAAUCUCGACAAGGGCUCAGAGUUUAGUCAUCGGGACGAAGACGAAGGUUCAUCCCCAGACUCCGCACUAGAUGAAAGUACAAGGCCAUUACAGAGUAGAAGACGUCCAACAUUACAGGAAGUGAGAUUAAAAAAUUACUUUAACUCCGUGGAGUCCUCGUCGUGUGCAUCGUGUGACCACGUGAAAAUUUACUGUGUGCAGGAGACAGUCACGUGAUCGUACAAUAGCCUGUCAUCAAACUGACACUUGCCGGACAAAAUCAGAGUGGGACACUUGUCUGAUCCAGAGUGUACAUCACAAGUCAAGUUUACGACAUAACACAGUUUUAAGAUGAAGUUUGGUUCUGUUUUUAAAAACGAAGCAUUAUGUAAAAUCUCAAUCAUAAGCUUAAUUUUCAUCGAAAGGAAUUUCGGAAUUAAGCUGUACUUGACCACGCUGGUUUUUCAGCAAGCUUCGCUUUAAAACGGAGCCAAAACUUAGCUCGUAAAGGCAUUGUCAAAAUGUGUCUUUCGUUGUUCUUUUCGUCAAGACAGUCAUUGUUAGGAGGAAUUUUCGGCAAUUCAAAGGAAUUGACACGUUAUUUCACACAAUCAGGCGACUCUAAACUAAAGACAUAAACUAUGAGGGUAUUCAAAUUUGCUUUAAAAAACAAACUCAAGGGUAAAAAUAAGUUAUUAAGAUUAUGAGCACUUAUUAGACACAAUAUAAUUUUAAAAACGUAAUAUUACUGUUACUAGAGCGAGUUUUAAAUAGUGUCAAAAUUAAUCCGAAAUUAUGUGGGUUCUGCUGGUUCUCCUUUACUGCAUUGACUUUUUGACCAAUCAAAAAGCAACUAAACUGACCGUGACUUAGUCAGGCAUUUUCCCGCGUCUAAACAGGUCACGUAAAUUUAAGCGGGUCUAACCGUCCGAAUGUAUUGCUUCAACACAAGGAUCUGCCCUAAUGUUAAGAAACUUUACUCAAAAGUGCUCUUUUGCAAAAAGAAAACUAAAUAUGUGGGUAAAAUGCUAAAAUGCUGAGAUUUAUCUUUCCAGUUGGAAUGUUUAAAAGAAGUUAUCUAGUUCAGAUGAAAUUAUUUCCUAGGAAAGUUGUCCUAGCUGUAUAGUAUAAAUAUAUAUAUAUUACAUAAAUAUGAUAAUCUUGUAUGGAUCAUUUUAAGAUUUUCUCCUUAUUAACAAGGACCGAGUGGCGAAAUUUUCAUUGCCUUUCCAUACUCCACUGGCUGGUUUAAAAUUCUUAAGUUUUCUAAUUAACCUUUUACAAUUAUAUUAGAUUUCGUCCAGUUGUUGUUUUUUUCUAGUCUCUCAGUACAACUUACAGUUUCCUCAAGUUUAUGUAAAAUUUUUUUCCUUGGGAACGCAUGAGAGCGAAUACAACAGUUGACAAACAAAGUAAGGUGUAUCUCGGGUGAUUCUAAAUCUGCCGUAAUUCGAUUCGCAUCUCUCCCUGUUGGCCGUUAUAUAUUUUUCUUGUAAGUCUGGAAAUAAUGUUUGGUUUUCACAUCAAGAAUAAGUACAUUCA